CCGGCGACGACAUCAUGGCCGGCCGAAAGCGGUCGCGAGACCCGGACGACGUUGACGGUGACAGCGAAAUCGAGAUCGAAAGUGCCACUUCUUCGUUCCGCCAGAAUGACGCGAACCACAAGCGAACAAAAGUCGCCAUGGCGCAGGCCAUGGGCAGCUCGGUCGUUUCGGAGGAGGAGGAGGACGAUUACGAAGAGGUGUUGAUGGCUGGUUCAGACGAUCCUGGCGACGGAGAAUCGGACAUCGAUUAUACCCUCCGGCAAGACUCGAGCGAUAACGAACAGGAAGAUGACGAGGUCGACGAGAUCAAAGCCACGCAAUUCGUCGAGAAAAAGCUACGCGAGCACAAGGAGAACGUGCCUGCCGAGUCGGGCGUUAUCGAAAUGGUGUACAUGCGCAACUUCAUGUGCCAUUCGAACCUGACCAUUGAGCUUGGCCCGCUCAUCAACUUCAUCAUUGGCCACAAUGGCAGUGGAAAGAGUGCGGUUCUUACUGCUCUGCAGAUCAGCCUGGGAAACAAGGCUUCAGGCACAAACCGCGCCAAGUCGCUCAAGGACAUGAUCAAGGCUGGCACGGACAGCGGCAUGGUCGGAGUGAAGAUAAAGAACCAAGGCGAGAAUGCGUACAAGCCGGAGCUGUACGGCGAAACGCUCACUGUGGAGCGUCACUUUACAAAAAGUGGCUCGACGACAUUCAAAUUGAAGAGCACGGAGGGCAGGAUUAUCACCACGAAGAAAGGAGACCUAGAUGAUGUUCUAGAUCAUUUUGCGCUGCAAAUGGACAACCCGAUCAACGUGCUGACUCAGGACCUUGCCCGAGCAUUUCUGGCGGGAAGCACGCCGGCUGAGAAGUAUCGCUUCUUCAUCAAGGGUACUCAACUGGAGACUCUGGAUGGCGAUUACAACAUCCUGGAAGAACAUUUGGACGGCACGGAAGCGCAGCUGUUGACGCGCGAGGAGAUGAUCGCAGAACUCCGUCAAAAAGAGGUCGAGGCUGCUGGUAGGGUGAAGCGGGCAGAAAGGGCCAGGACGCUGGAGGACAAAUGGCACCAUGUCGCUCGCCAACAUGCUUGGGCACAAGUUGGUGAUGCUGAGGCGACAUUAGAGCACUAUGAAUCCAACGUAAAUAAGGCAAGGGAACAGCUGGAACACCAUGAACAGAUCGCCGAAGAAGCCGGUGUCCGAUUUGAUUCUGAGGACACUGCUGUGGAGGCUGCGAAGCGUGGUGUUGAAGCACAUCAAGAGGCCCUCCGCCCGUUGACAGAUGCACAUGCUGCUGCGAAUGAAAAAUUCACGGCCAACAAGGCUGAGCUGAUGAAACUGGUGGCAGAAGAAAGGACUAUCAAGGAGAAUAUCAAGGCCCACAAGAAGGAGAUCAACCGUUUGGAUGCGGAACUUGGCGAAGAACGACAGAGACUUGCUGAAGCUCACGGAGACGCGCAUCAACAGCGCCUGGCGAAGCUUGACGAGCUGAAAGAGGCGGCAAAACAGGCAAAGCAAGCGCUCGAUGCUCACAAAGCAAAAUUACCCGAUCUCACACAAGCAGUCAAAGCUGCCCAAGAAGCUUUGCAGCACGCUGAUGCGCCAGUCAAAGCUGCAGAGCAGGAGGAGGCCAGAAGGCGCACAGCUCGCGAUCAAGUCACCCAACAGCAAACACGCAAAUGGGCUCCCUACCAUCCUAAGAUGGAAGCGCUAUGUCACGCUAUCGAUCGGGAGACUAGAUUCCGAACGAAACCUGUUGGACCAAUGGGCUUGCAUGUGCAGCUCAUAAAACCUCAAUGGGGCUCACUCAUCGAGAAGACUUUCGGUAAUAGCCUGGAUUCGUUCGUCGUGACAAGCAAGUACGAUCAGGAGCUUUUGCAGUCCUUGUCCAACCGGGUAGGGUGUCCUGCCAACUCGAUCAUCAUGGCUCGCGGCGCGUUCGAUACUGCUGGUCACGAGCCGGAAGAUGACAGCGACACCAUUCUCCGCGUGCUGCGAAUCGACGACCCUAUCGUAAAGCAAGCACUCGUGAUCAACCACGGCUGUGAACAAACGGUUCUGAUCGAAGACAUCGAUGCUGGCAAAUCCUACAUGUUUGACAGCGGGCGUCGGAAGAACGUCCGGGCUGUCCUCACUAUGGCGCGUAGAGCCGGAGACGGCCAAAGAUGGGAGUGGUCUCGCGCUGGCGAGCAAAAAGCGUCCGGCGUGCAAGGCUGGAACGGCCGUACGAGGAUGGUAACCGACCGGCAACAAGAAAUCGAGCUUCGCCAAAAGGAACACCAAACCGCUCAGCAGGCCCUUGAACAUGCCAGACAAGAUCGUAAAGCUGCGCAGCUGGCCCUUAAUCAGGCGAAACAAGCCGUGGAGAAGCACAAGCGCGAGGUCAAUGCUCUCAACAUCCGGCACCAAGAGGCCGAUGACGACGUCGACGGGCUGCAGAACGAGAUCGACGCAAACAUUCCUCAGGACGGCCGCCUUCAAGAGCUGGAAAACCAGCUCCGUGAAGUCAAGGCUGAGCUUGAGGGUGCCAAGGCCGCGAUGGAAGAUGCAAUGGGGGCCCGAGCCAAUCUGAAUGACAAGGGUCGAGAGUUCAAAGACGCCGUUGAUGAAGCACAGGAAGCUCUCGACAAAGAGCAAGUUCUGAUACAGCGCGCCGAGCAACGUCUGCAGAAGUGCGAGGAUGAUCGCAGAGAAGCUCUUUACGCCAAAAAUGCAGCUUUGGACGAUGUCAACAGGUACAAAGAACAUCUUGAGCGAACACAGCAGAAAGUGCUGGAUCAGAAAGCUGUCGUGGACGACUGGACAUCGGAAGCGCGUCAGACUAGCGAAAGAGUCGGUAUCGAAGAUGGACAGACCAUCGAAUCACUUGGACAGCAGCUCAGCCGACUGCAGGAGGACAUCAAGAAAGCGCAGCGACAGCAGGGAGGAAGCCGCGAGGAACUGGUCGCCGCUCAUCUCAAGGCUCACAACGCGCUGACCGAAGCCAAGAACGAGACUAAGAUGAUGAAACAGACCGCGGACACACUCAAAUCCACCCUGACCGAACGCCGCCGACGUUGGGGACUUUUCCGCAAGUACAUCUCGAUGCGGACUCGAAUUCAAUUCAAUUACCUUCUCUCCGAGCGCAACUUCCGCGGACGCGUACUGCUCGAUCACGCCGAGAAAAAGCUGGACAUCCACGUCGAGCCCGACAUGACCAAGGCUUCGGAUUCUGGACGGCAAGCCAAGACCCUCAGUGGUGGCGAGAAGUCUUUCUCGACCAUCUGUCUAUUGCUCAGUAUCUGGGAAGCCAUGGGAUCGCCGAUUCGAUGCCUGGACGAAUUCGAUGUCUACAUGGACAGCGUCAAUCGUGCUCAGAGCAUGGGUCUCAUGAUCCAGACCGCGCGACGCUCGGUUGGACGGCAGUUCAUCCUCAUCACGCCACAGAGCAUGAGCAACGUUGAUCUGGGCGAUGAUGUGCACGUUCACAAAAUGGCUGAUCCGGAACGUCGCCGCGAGCCGGGACAAACUGCGCUCAAUUUUGGCGCGGCUUGAGGGAAUACUUCUUGACGAACUUGAUGCCCGCUUCUCUUCGAUUCAUGACAUGAUACCACUUUUAGUAUGGGAUGUUGUACAAACUUUGAUGCGAUGCCUGCGAGGCCGCUGUUGA
Molecule: messenger RNA, 3630 nt
Organism: Cercospora beticola
Lineage: Eukaryota; Fungi; Ascomycota; Dothideomycetes; Mycosphaerellales; Mycosphaerellaceae
Gene: SMC6
Product: DNA repair protein SMC6
Biological process (GO): double-strand break repair via homologous recombination
Cellular component (GO): Smc5-Smc6 complex; nucleus; site of double-strand break
Molecular function (GO): damaged DNA binding; single-stranded DNA binding
Source: RefSeq, a predicted model, not a curated record